Messenger RNA from Paramecium sonneborni, 3054 nucleotides. The record is from the annotation of a GenBank genome assembly. Lineage: Eukaryota; Ciliophora; Oligohymenophorea; Peniculida; Parameciidae.
AUGAAGAAUUACUUCUAAAUCAAUGAAUAGAUAUCAUAAACAGAAAAGAUCAUCUUACCAGACGAUACACCAAUAAGAGAUAAACCUAACAUUAUUACAACAAUGAAAACUACUUGGUUGACUUUUCUGCCAUAUGCCUUUCUAAAACAAAUUAUGUAACCUGCUAAUAUUUAUUUUAUUGUUAUUGGAAUAUUAUAAAUAAUACCUGUGACUUCUUAUACUAAUGGGGUCCCAAUAAUUUAUGGACCUUUAUCUAUGAUGAUAAGUAUUAGUAUAUUGAAAGAUGCUAUUGAAGAAUAUUCAAGGUAAAAAAUCUUAUUAAAAUAGAUAUAAAUCUGAUUAAGAAGAAAAUAAUAGGAAAUCUCAAAAAUAUAUUGAUAAUUAGUUUAUAGUUUGUAAUUGGAAGGAUAUCUAUUAAGCAGACAUUAUUUUAGUUAUGGAAAAUGAAAGUAUUCCAUGUGAUAUUUUAAUACUGUCUUCAAGUUAUUAAGGAGGUAUUGCUUAUGUGGAGACCAAACAAAUUGAUGGUGAGACAAAUUUAAAAUAAAAAUACUCAAUCUAUAAUUUACAAUAAAGAUAUCAUAAAGAUAAUGUUAUCAAUUUUGUAUUUGUAUAUUAAUAAUUAGUAGCAAAAAAAUAACAAUGUAAAGUUUGUAUAUGAUUAGAAGAAUCCAAUUCUAUAUAAAUUAUCAGGAACAUUUUAAAUAAGUAAUUCUGAAGUUGAAUCAGUUAAUUAUGGUAAUUUUAUUGAAAGAGAUUGUAUCUUAAAAAAUACAGAAUGGAUAAUAGGUUUAUGUAUUUACAGUGGUAUGGACUGCAAAAUUAUGCUUAAUUGUUCUCAAGAAAGAACAAAAAGAAGUAGAUUAGAAUAUUAUAUGAGAAUCUGCAUUAUUUCUAUAUCAAUCACCUUGGCAUUAUUUUGUAUAAUGGCUUCAAUCUAUGAAUUUCUAUGGACAAACAAUCAUCUUAAUUAUUCAUAUUUAGGACUUUCUAAAGAUAAUGUAUUUGUAGAUUUAGGUCUAUGGUUUUCGUUACUUUCAUAUUUUAUACCAAUAUCUUUGGUUGUAAAUGUGGAAUUAGUAAAGUUUGGUUAAGCAAAAAUGUUAGAAUCAGACAAAGUGAUGCCUAAUUCAAAAUCUCAUCAAUCUAAUUUGAUUGAAUAAUUAGGAGAAAUUAAUAUAGUUUUUACUGAUAAAACAGGUACAUUAACUAAGAACUGUAUGCAAUUUAGAGAUAUGUAUACUUAAAAUGAGAAAGAGGCCUUAUUGUGUUUGAGUUUGUGUCAUUCUGUUGUAAAAUCAAAAAAUAAAUUGAUAGGAUCUUCUCCUGAUGAAUUGGCAAUUUUAGAUUAUUGUGAAUAAAAAGGUUAUUUAUUUUAAGGCAUUGAUAACAAUAAUCAUAUCACCAUAAACAAUACAUAAUUUCCUCGUGUAAUGAAUUUUGAUUUUAGCAGUGAAAAAAAGAGGAUGACAAUAGUUGUAAAAACAGGAAAUGAGUAUAUUUUAUUUUGUAAAGGGGCAGAUGAAGUAUUACUAGAGUUAAUAGGAGAAUGUAAACAUUAAAAUAUCAUUCAUUAAUUUGCAGUUAAGGGAUACAGAACUUUAAUGUUAGGCAGAAAAACUUAUAAUCAAAAUGAAAUGGAAAUAUAUUUGGCAGAGUAUAAUUAUUUAAUAAUGUAAUAGUUACAAAAGAGCUUAAGAGGAUAAGGAUGAGGAGAUGAUGAAUAAAUUACAAAAGAUAUUGGAAUCUAAUUUAGAAUUUCUGGGUAUAACAGCUGUAGAAGACUUGUUAGCAGAUGAUGUUGGAUAAACAAUAUAAGAUUUAAAAUCUGCAGAUAUAAAGGUUUGGGUUCUUACAGGAGAUAAAGUUGAAACAGCAAUAUCAAUAGGAUAUUCAUGUAAUUUGAUAGAAAGCAAGGAUAUGCUGUAGGUAGUCACUGAGACAACAGUUGGAAGUAUUGAGGAAGUAUUUUUGCAUUAUUGUAAUGAGUCAGCUAACAUUGCAUUGGUGAUUAGCGGAUAAGCAUUAUCAGUAAUGUUAGAUAAUCCAUAACUUAAAUCAAUGCUACUAAAAAGAGCUUUCUAUGCUAAAGUUGUUAUAGUGGCUAGAGUUUCUCCAAAAUAAAAGUAAUAAGUUGUAGCAUUAGUUAAGGAACAUCUUCCAAAAGCAUAUACUUUAGCUAUUGGAGAUGGAGCUAAUGAUGUUUCUAUGAUAAAUGAAGUAUAAUUGAAAUAUUUAUGAAAGGCACAUGUUGGUGUUGGAAUUUAAGGAGUUGAAGGGACUUAAGCUGCUAGAGCUGCUGAUUUUGCAAUUUAAGAAUUUAAACAUCUAAAAAGAUUAAUGUUUUAUUAUGGAGUUGAAUGUUCAAGAAGAAAUGCACUUACAAUUCUAUACAUAUUUUUUAAAAAUUAAGUGUUUAUUACUCCUUAUUUUUGGUUUGGAUUUCUAAAUGGUUUUAGUGGAUAAUACUUAUAUGAUCAAUGGUUGUCUUAAUUAUUUAAUACAGUUUUUGCUGCUCUACCUUAAGUAUUAUAUGCACUCUUUGAUGAAAUGCAUCCUUCCUCUGAAUAUUUAUAAUGGGGCAAAACAACACACAAUUUACUUGAAUAUAAACCUGAUGUCUAUGUUUAAUUUAGAUAAUAACCCAUUUUUACUGUUAUUAAAUUCUGGCUAUGGGUUUUUAAUGGAAUGGUUUAAGGCUUGAUAAUAUUUCUAGUCUGUACAUUCUCUACUGAAAAUUUAAAUAUGAAUAAUGGUAUGACAAUGGAAUUUUUUGAAGAUGGAGUAUUUAUCUUUGGAAUUGUCAUUCUACUUGUCAAUCUUAAAAUAUUCACUUUUACAUAUACUAAUUAUAACUUUACAGUAUUUUUCAUUUUAUUUUCAAUUCUUGUUUAUUGGCUAAUCUUAAUUAUGGUGAAUAAUUAUGAAUUAUCUCCCUCAUUUAAUUUUUAUAGAUAUUUAGUCUCGUAUUUAUUUCAUUUUUUAUUCUAGACCAUAACUAUAUUUAGCUUUAGCUUUAACUUUUAUGCUUUUUUUAUUCGAUUUGGCCAUUGA